Messenger RNA from Lindgomyces ingoldianus, 495 nucleotides. RefSeq lists its product as uncharacterized. Bases 57 to 302 code for a protein of 81 amino acids. The record is from RefSeq and is a predicted model, not a curated record. The transcript has 6 exons. NCBI's taxonomy places the organism in Eukaryota, Fungi, Ascomycota, Dothideomycetes, Pleosporales, Lindgomycetaceae.
GUCGAAGUAUCACCAUCAACCUUCAAAAGUGGGUCCUCGUUCGGAUUCUAGAUAUCAUGUCGGCAUCGUUAGCACCAGAAUGCAACCAAGUCAAAGAGCAGUACGACAACUGCUUCUUGAAGUGGUACAGUGAAAAGUUCCUUCGCGGCACUGCGACCUCCGAUGAGUGCGAGUCUUUGUUCAAGCAGUACGAGCAAUGUCUAUCCAAAGCUUUGAAAGCUCGGGGAAUCGACAGCAUGCUCAGGGAGGCGCGGGAAGAUAACCGGGAAAAUGAUGCUGAACAUAUGAGACCGAAACCGUGAAAAUAGCACAAAUCUAGUCAAAUAUGGCACUCCUAAGGUUCUCAACCCCGAAAACAUACCGGAGAUAAUUGAUGUCGAUACAGCUGGAAGUUAUCUUAUUUUCCUCAAGACUCUGCAUUCGUUCUACAUUAACAGUGGGUUGUACUCUAUUUAUAUACACUUUCGAAAGAAACAAAGACUCUUACUUCCUUUC